AUGUCGUCCUCCUACGCCAAGAACGGGGCGGCGGACGGGCCGCACUCCCCCAGCUCGCAGGUGGCCCGAGGCACCACGACCCGGAGGAGCAGGUUGAAAAGAUCCGAUGGCAGCACCACUUCCACCAGCUUCAUCCUCAGACAGGGGUCAGCAGAUUCCUAUACAAGCAGGCCGUCGGACUCCGAUGUCUCUUUGGAAGAGGACCGGGAAGCGAUUCGGCAAGAGCGUGAACAGCAAGCGGCUAUCCAGCUUGAGAGAGCGAAGUCCAAACCUGUAGCUUUCGCGGUGAAAACGAACGUGAGCUACUGUGGCGCCCUAGAUGAGGAUGUGCCCGUUCCCAGCACAGCCAUCUCCUUUGACGCCAAGGACUUUCUCCACAUUAAAGAGAAAUAUAACAAUGAUUGGUGGAUAGGGAGGCUGGUGAAAGAGGGCUGCGAGAUCGGCUUCAUCCCGAGUCCGCUGCGCUUGGAGAACAUUCGGAUUCAGCAGGAACAGAAAAGAGGCCGUUUUCAUGGCGGGAAAUCGAGCGGAAAUUCUUCCUCCAGCCUGGGAGAAAUGGUGUCAGGAACCUUUCGAGCAACGCCCACAACAACAGCAAAACAGAAGCAGAAAGUGACGGAGCACAUUCCUCCAUACGAUGUUGUGCCGUCAAUGCGUCCUGUGGUGUUAGUGGGGCCGUCACUGAAAGGUUAUGAGGUAACAGACAUGAUGCAGAAAGCCCUCUUUGAUUUCCUGAAGCACAGGUUUGAUGGGAGGAUAUCAAUAACAAGGGUGACAGCUGACAUUUCUCUUGCUAAGAGGUCUGUCCUCAACAAUCCCAGCAAGAGAGCAAUAAUUGAACGUUCAAAUACCAGAUCCAGCUUAGCGGAAGUACAGAGCGAAAUUGAAAGAAUUUUUGAGUUGGCAAGAUCUUUGCAGUUGGUUGUUCUUGAUGCAGACACCAUCAAUCACCCAGCCCAGCUGAUAAAGACAUCCUUAGCGCCCAUCAUUGUCCAUGUGAAGGUCUCAUCCCCAAAGGUUUUGCAGCGGCUGAUUAAGUCCAGAGGAAAGUCCCAAAGUAAACACUUGAACGUUCAACUGGUGGCAGCCGAUAAACUGGCCCAGUGCCCUCCUGAAAUGUUUGAUGUUAUAUUAGAUGAGAAUCAACUUGAGGAUGCCUGUGAACAUCUGGGAGAGUAUCUGGAGGCAUACUGGCGUGCCACCCACACGAGCAGUAGCACCCCUAUGACCCCAUUACUGGGGAGAAACGUGGGCUCGACAGCCCUCUCUCCGUAUCCCACAGCAAUCUCUGGAUUACAGAGUCAGCGAAUGAGGCACAGCAACCAUUCUACAGAGAAUUCUCCAAUUGAAAGACGAAGCCUAAUGACCUCCGAUGAAAAUUACCACAAUGAGAGGGCCCGCAAGAGUAGGAACCGCUUGUCUUCCAGCUCCCAGCACAGCCGAGAUCACUACCCUCUGGUGGAAGAAGAUUACCCUGAUUCAUACCAGGACACUUACAAACCCCAUAGGAACCGAGGAUCACCUGGGGGAUGCAGCCAUGACUCCCGACAUAGGCUUUGAGGCUGCCGAAACAAACAAACAAACAAACAAACAAAAAUCAUCUGUUGACAAUUUGCCAUAGUACUGCUAAGAUAAACCAGUCAUCUUAAUUUGGCAAGCAAGGCACAGUAUCUGCUGUGCGGGUGGGCUGCUGUCAUUUGAUCCUAGGGGCAAGAAUUAAAUAGAAGUACAUUAUGCCCUUGAGUCUAGAUGGGUAUUAGAUGCCCAAUCAUAUAGGUAUUUUUAAGUGCUACAUUUACAUGAUAACAGUACCUUUUGUUUUCUUCAUAGAUUUUAGACACAUCAAUUUGUAACUUAGAGUACUUAUCAAGGCACAUAUAAAAUAAUUUCCCGUGUAGGAAAUUCCAAAUGACCAGUUCCAGUUGGAACCAAUUUAUAAACCAAUUCCUGUUGGAAUUUGGGUGAAUUGACUGGAAAGUCUACUUGAGCAUGUUGAAAUCAAUUGAAAAAUCAGAAAAAAAUAAAUACCCAAUAAGGAAAUCAAAAUACUAAUAGAAGCCAAGCCCAGCUUUGGUAUUUAUUUGCUGGAAGCUAAAGUUACACUUCAAGUUGGAAUGUAUAAACAUUUUAAUAAUAUGUUAAUGUUGCCAGAAUGGCUUUUCAAACUUACCAAAUAUAUUGAUAGUGCCAAAAAAAGAUCUCAGAAAUCUUAAUGCAGAAAUUAUAUAAUCGCCUCAGAUUUUAAUAUUUUUAUUUUUCCUGAUACAGCUGUUGUAUUCAAAGUGUUUUUGCCUUCUGUUCAGUCAGUACUGUUAGCCAGUUUGAAGCUGACAAAAUCUGGGGGAUACUUGAGAGUAGUAAAGAGAGGCCCAAGCAUGACCAGAUCCGGGGAAUGGAGAACGAGGUGUUGUUUCUCCUGGAGUCAGUCUGCACACAACGACACACAUCUGGAGAUGUGGAGUCAGACAGCAGAGAUGUGGCCAGGCCUUUCUGGAUGCACCAGCCAUUGGCUCUGGAUGGGAAACUGCUCCAUCCUGCUGCCCACCGGCUCCGGCACCGGCUCAGCAGCCCUGUCGGCCCGGCUGCGGAUCUUCCCCUCGCUUCAGCCAGUCUCUGUCUUCGAAUAUAAUGAAUGCUUUGGCCCUACAUCACUUCUUUUAUUUUUCAUGGGCAUAAUCAAACUAGGUACCAAAAGUUAGGUUUUCACAAAAUAAUUAGGAAAAGUUAAAACGCUGAAUUAAAAUAUUGCAGGGGAAAAAAACCUUAGAGAUUCAGAAUAUAUUUGCUCACUGAAAGCAAGGCAGUUUUAUGGCAUGCCAUUAGAGAGAGUUUGGAGACUGCUCAGUUUCAUUGCUAGUGAACAACCUUUAGAUUUCCAAUGAGUGUAUUUAUGGAAUUGGUGACCUAUUUCCUAUUUUAUUAAAGAAGGCUUUAAGCCAAUAAAUUGUUGAAAUUGACCCUUUGAAACAAAUGACUUUAUGAAAGGGCUUGUCUCUGAAAUGACACAUGCAUGUGUCU
Apodemus sylvaticus (European woodmouse) is the source of this 3018-nucleotide messenger RNA. RefSeq names its product calcium voltage-gated channel auxiliary subunit beta 4 (gene Cacnb4). Gene Ontology annotation, molecular function: protein binding; high voltage-gated calcium channel activity. NCBI's taxonomy places the organism in Eukaryota, Metazoa, Chordata, Mammalia, Rodentia, Muridae. The record is from RefSeq and is a predicted model, not a curated record. The coding region runs from base 1 to 1560 and encodes 519 amino acids. The transcript is spliced from 14 exons. Gene Ontology annotation, cellular component: voltage-gated calcium channel complex. Gene Ontology annotation, biological process: neuromuscular junction development; calcium ion transmembrane transport; regulation of voltage-gated calcium channel activity.